CUCAAUGUAAUAUUAUCUGCAGACUAAAAUUCCAUAUAUCAACAACCCAGAACAAUCUACAACAACGCUCCAACGAUACGAUAAUUUGUUCAGACUACCUUUGAUUAUACAUACUAGCUAUACCGCCAUAUCAUGCAGAAUUUUAAGGUGUUGAACGUGCUGCAGUGCUUCGUCAUCGCGACCGCGUUAAUAACGUUGUCCGCGGCGGCGGACGAGCCGGCGGCCGAACCGUCGCUCUACUCGGCCGCGUACUUGCCGCCGAAACCAGUGGUCGCGGUCGGCGGCCCAGUCCACUACGGCAGCCCGUACGACGGCGCCGUGGCCAGCACGUCGACAAGCGUGUUCCGGACGCCCGGCCACCCGGGACAGGUGUCCGCGGUGCACAAAACCGUCGAAACGCCGUACUCGUCCGCGCACAAGGCGGACGUCCGGUAUACCAACGACGUGCAACUGCCGUAUCACUACCAACCGACCGCGGCCGUCCCGUACGGCUACGGCCCGGCUCCCGCCGUUCCUUACGGUUACGGCCCGGCUGCCGCCGUUCCUUACGGCCACGGACCGGUCGCCGCCGUCCCGUACGGCCACGGACCGGUCACUGCCGUCCCUUACGGUCACGGACCGAUCGCUGCGGUCCCUUACGGCCACGGACCGGUCGCCGCCGUCCCUUACGGUCACGGACCGGUCGCUGCGGUCCCUUACGGCCACGGACCGGUCGCCGCCCCGUACGGCUACGGGCCGACCGCCGGUGCCGUCGUGACUCCACCGCAUUCUGUCUCGCACACCAGUUUCUCCGGACCGUACGGAACCCACUACUCGUACAGACGGUGAUUUGGACGAUUCGCACAACGAUCACGUCGCGGCCGGGAUGUAAUGAGUGAUGAGAACUUAACAUAUGACAGUGAUUGUGCCGACGUCCUUAUAAUGAUUUAAGCAAAUUAUUUAUUUUGUAAACGCCAUGAAAAAAUUAUGUCAAAAUAUAUUUGAAAAAAUAAC
Molecule: messenger RNA, 993 nt
Organism: Melanaphis sacchari
Lineage: Eukaryota; Metazoa; Arthropoda; Insecta; Hemiptera; Aphididae
Product: velvet complex subunit B-like
Exons: 2
Coding region: 133-828 (231 amino acids)
Source: RefSeq, a predicted model, not a curated record